Lycium barbarum (goji berry) is the source of this 1307-nucleotide messenger RNA. Its product is annotated as myb family transcription factor MPH1. The coding region runs from base 194 to 1090 and encodes 298 amino acids. NCBI's taxonomy places the organism in Eukaryota, Viridiplantae, Streptophyta, Magnoliopsida, Solanales, Solanaceae. The record is from RefSeq and is a predicted model, not a curated record. Gene Ontology annotation, molecular function: DNA-binding transcription factor activity; DNA binding. The transcript has 5 exons.
UCUUCCAUCUUCUAGGUAAAGUCUAGGGUUUGAUUUUUCCAUAUGUUCUACUUGGAAUAUUUCUCUUGUAUAGUAUAGUAUAGUUCUCAAAUAGAAAGAAGAAUAAGUAGAAGUAUGCUCAAAAAUUUAUUUCUUCCUUUCCUUCUUAUUAGGACAAACUAGUAAUUAAGAGUAGCUAGACCUAUUACCAAGUAUGAUGGAGAAUAGUGGUGGCACUGAAUUUUCAAAGACAGGCCCUUAUUCAGACAAAAAUGAAGACGAGGACGAGAACACUUCGAUGAAAUUACCUAACAAGGAUGGAUCAGGAAGCUCAAGCACCAGUACUGUUGAAGAGAGUGAAAAGAAGUUCUCCGUGAGACCUUAUGUUCGAUCUAAGAUGGUUAGACUCCGAUGGACACCUGAUCUCCAUCGUCGUUUUCUUCAUGCUGUGGAAAGACUUGGUGGACACGAUAGAGCAACACCAAAAUUAGUUCUUCAAUUGAUGGACAUAAAAGGACUCAACAUUGCUCAUGUCAAGAGCCAUUUGCAGAUGUAUAGAAGCAAGAAGAUUGAUGAUCCAGCUCAAGGGACUACAAAUCAUCACACGCUUUUUAUGGAAGGUGGAGAUCCAUACAUCUACAACUUCAAUCAACUCCCUAUGCUCUCAAGCUUCAAUCAAAGGUUCAAUUCCCCUUUUAGAUAUGGAGAUGCUUCUUUGAGGAAUUGCCAAGAUAACUUGAUGCAUAGCUCCACAAUGGGACAAAGCACAAUUGACAAGGCCAGAACAAGAUUUUACACUACUCUCAAUGAGAGGAUCUCUCGCAGCAACCACCUUGAUAAGCUCACUCCAUUAUUCCAGAUAGCUGCAAAAUCUCAAGCAAGAAUAUUGAAUCCUUUGAAAAGGAAGGCUAUGGAUUGUGACCUAAUUGACCUGAAUUUAUCUCUAGGAGUAAAGCAAAAAAAUAACAGCCAUGAUGAUGAUGAUGAUGGGAGUACUUUAACAUUGUCAUUGUCUUCACAAAUAUCUCCUUCAAGAUUGAAAGAAGAUGGUAAUUAUGCUACAAUUGAAAAUGCAAGAAGAGGGGCAAGUACUCUUGAUCUGACUCUAUGAAUGUGACAUGAUGAUUCUAAGUGAGAUCUUGAGGUACUUGUUUCUGAGAUUAAUGCAUUUUGUUGAGAAUCUCUUUGUACCAUUUACAAAGGUAAUAUUACUACUCUAAUGUUUCAUUUUAUGUGUCUUAGUUUAACUGUGCACAAAGUUUAAAAGAAAUCGGAAAGAAUUUUGGACCUUGUGGUACUUUAUUAAAGACGUGUUUAAUGUAUCAAAA